This is a messenger RNA of Hibiscus syriacus, 1500 nucleotides long. RefSeq lists its product as uncharacterized. The transcript is spliced from 5 exons. The record is from RefSeq and is a predicted model, not a curated record. NCBI's taxonomy places the organism in Eukaryota, Viridiplantae, Streptophyta, Magnoliopsida, Malvales, Malvaceae. Bases 355 to 1488 code for a protein of 377 amino acids.
UUCACCCAACUGAUGAAGAACUCAUCGAGUAUCUUCAUAUCAAAACCUUCGACCAUGAUUCUCUCGUCCAAGUUAUUGCUGAAAUACAAGACAUCUGCGAGUUGGAGCCUUGGGAAUUACCUGGGUGCUCAAACUUGCAGACAGGAGAUCGAUCAUGGUACUUCAUGUACCCACCUAAAUACAAGUACCGAAACAGUAAACUGAUUAGCCAGACCACCCUGGAGGGGUAUUGGAAGCCUACAGGCAAUGCUCGUAAGAUAAUUAAUUCCGAAACAGGAUCAGAGAUAGGCAGCAAGAAGACUUUGGUUUUCUAUAGAGGCCAAUGUAACAAUAAGAAACAAGACUUUUUGGGUCAUGCAUGAGUAUGAACUCAAGGCUACAAUUGAGUCUGGUCAAGACAUCCUAGACCCUAACAGGUCGGAAGCAUCUAAAGACCAUGACAGUGCUCAUAACCUUUGCAGCGCUGUUGAGAUAUAUGGUGGAGGAAGAAGAAGCAAUCAACAUAACACGGUUAAUGAAGAUGAAGGCUCUAAUGUUUCAUCUAAUUUCAUAAAUCAUGUUGCAGAGUAUACAAUUCUGAAAGUUCCUUUACACCUUAAAGAGUUGUCAACGGAUCAAAAUGAACCAAAAGACGAUAAUAGGGUUCGAGAUCCAUAUAACACCAUCGAACAAGAUGAUGAGUCUUGCAAUUCAAUUCUCACUAACUAUGAUGAAACUAUCACUAAAGAAAGAAGCAAUCAAUAUGAUAUAGUUGAUGCAGCCAAUGGCUUUGAAAUGCCUUCUAACAAAAGCAACAAUCAACAUGAUAUAGUUAUUGCAGCCAAGGGCUUAGAAAGGCCUUCUAACGAAAUCAGCAAUCAACAUAAUAUAGUUAUUGCAGCCGAGGGCUUUGAAAUGCCUUCUAAUGAAAGCAGCAAUCAACAUAAUAUAGUUAUUGCAGACAAGAGCUUCGAAAUGCCUUCUAAUGAAAGCAGCAAUCAACAUAAUAUAGUUGUUGCAGUCGAGGGCUUCGAAAUGUCGUCUAAUGAAAGCAGCAAUCAACAUAAUAUAGCUAUUGCAGCCGAGGGCUUUGAAGGGCCUUCUAACUUAGAGUAUCUUGCCGAAGAGGACAUUAUUCCAACAGAACUGUUAUAUAAUGAUGGAUUAUAUAACAUAUUAUCAUCGCUUGAUGUGUUAUUAGAAGCGCCAGGAGCAACUAAUAACUCGAAUUGGAUUCAAGAUCAAUAUAUCGCCAACAAAGAACAUGGUGAGUUCUUGAAUUCAACUUUUUCUGAUAAAAAUGAAGCUUACCUUCAAGAAGGAAACAUGCAACAAUGCUUGGCAGCUGACAAUGAAGGUUUCGGCUUGCCCUGCAUAGCCUCGAUGACGGAAUCAUCAAAUUGGAUGGAGAAAUCUGGGAAAAGAAAAGAGCGCGUCGAAUAUGAUGAGCUGUCUAUAGAAACUGUCGAGGCUCAACGUCGGGGAGAAUACCCUUUAUUAAUCAGAUAAGACCUAGAGAUU